Messenger RNA from Hypoxylon fragiforme, 1437 nucleotides. RefSeq names its product Nitrilotriacetate monooxygenase component A/pristinamycin IIA synthase subunit A. Gene Ontology annotation, molecular function: oxidoreductase activity, acting on paired donors, with incorporation or reduction of molecular oxygen; monooxygenase activity. Bases 1 to 1437 code for a protein of 478 amino acids. The record is from RefSeq and is a predicted model, not a curated record. The transcript has 8 exons. NCBI's taxonomy places the organism in Eukaryota, Fungi, Ascomycota, Sordariomycetes, Xylariales, Hypoxylaceae.
AUGAGUAGCAGUACGAAACCAAAGAAGAGCCUCGUGCUCAAUGCCUUCGUUGAGAUGUGCAGCGGGCAUCAGUCCCCCGGACUAUGGAGACACCCGGAUGAUGAGUCCUGGCGGUUCAAUGAGAUCUCUCACUGGGUCGAGUUAGCAAAGCUGCUUGAGAAGGGCAAAUUCCACGGCAUCUUCAUUGCCGAUGUUCUUGGGGGGUACGAUGUUUACAACAAGUCCCUGGACCCCGCCAAGAUCUCGGGGGCGCAGUGGCCGGUGAACGACCCCUUUGCGAUCAUAUCGGCCAUGGCGGCGGUGACGGAGAGCAUUGGCUUCGGCGUCACGGCGUCCACCACCUACGAGCAGCCCUACCACUUUGCCAGGCGCCUAUCGACGCUUGAUCACCUUAGCAAAGGACGCAUAGGAUGGAAUAUUGUGACAAGCUACCUGGACUCGGCCGCGAAGAACAUGGGCUUCACCGAGCAACCCAAACACGACGACCGGUACGCGCAAGCCGAAGAGUACGUAAAGGUGAUCUACAAGCUGCUCGAGUCAUCCUGGCGCGACGACGCCGUGAAGCUCGACCGCGCGGCGGGGAUCUACACGCAGCCGGAGCUGGUGCGGGAGAUCGCGCACCGGGGCAAGUUCUUCAGCGUCCCGGGCCCGCACAUCUGCCAGCCGAGCCCGCAGCGGACGCCCCUCCUCCUGCAGGCGGGCACGUCGCGCGCGGGGAAGCGGUUCGCGGCGCAGAACGCGGAGGCCAUCUUCGUCUCGGCCCACGCGCCCGAGGUCUGCAGGAACAGCAUCGCGGAGGUGCGCGCGCUCGCCAGGGAGGAGUUCGGCCGCGACCCGGCAAACAUCAAGGUCCUCGCGCUGGUCACGCCGAUCCUGGGGAGCACCGAGGAGGAGGCCCGGGCGAAGCUGGAGGAGUAUCGUCGGUAUGCGUCGCACGAGGGCGCGCUGGCGCUGUUUGGCGGCUGGACGGGCAUUGAUCUCGGGCAGUUUGGCGACGAGGAGGAGCUGAGGGAGGUGGAGAGUAAUGCGGUGAGAUCAACGGUGGAGGGCUACGCGAGGUUCUCGCCGGGAACUGCGAAGUGGGCCAAGCACACGAUCGCGGAGCAUGUGGCCAUUGGCGGAAACGGCCCCAUCUUCGUCGGCACAGCUUCACAGGUUGCUGAUGGGCUGGAGACCUGGGUUGCUGAGGCGGAUGUUGAUGGGUUCAAUUUCGCCUACGCGCUCUUCCCGCAGUCCUUCAAGGACAUCAUCGAGCUACUUCUCCCCGAGCUGCGCCGCCGGGGUCUGUUCUGGGACGACUACGCGGUGCCUGGGGGCACCUACAGGGAGAACUUCUACCAGAAGCCGGGCCAGUCCGGUCCUCUGGACGAGCACGUCGCCUCGACGUAUAGAUGGAAGGCGGGCGUGCCGGCUGAGCAACAUGUGAUUCAGGACUAG